This is a messenger RNA of Thecamonas trahens ATCC 50062, 846 nucleotides long. RefSeq names its product serine/threonine protein phosphatase. Lineage: Eukaryota; Apusomonadida; Apusomonadidae. The transcript has 2 exons. Gene Ontology annotation, biological process: protein dephosphorylation. The coding region runs from base 1 to 846 and encodes 281 amino acids. Gene Ontology annotation, molecular function: protein serine/threonine phosphatase activity. The record is from RefSeq and is a predicted model, not a curated record.
AUGUCGUGCUGUAAGAGUGUGCCUGUUCAUGACGAUGAGCUGGAGAUGUCUAUGUCGGAGAUCUCGGCUACUGAGGACAAUGACGUCUCGGGCUACAAGCGCAUUACAGAGGCCGGCGAGCUGGUGAGGUUUGCGUUUGGAGAGAUGAUUGGAGCAGCGCAAGACGUCAACUCGCAGUUUCGAACAGAGAUGCAAGACGUGAUUGUCAUUGAUGAUGCUUUUGGUCCGGAUGGCCUCCCGUCGGAGAUUGCCGCCGAGUUUCUCCCGCGAGUCCUAGCGCAAGAAGUGGGCCAGCGCGAUCCCAAGGACAUUUUCCAGGACGCGUUUCUGGCAUCAGACACAGUGUUUGAAAACGAGGGCAUUUUGUAUCAUGGCACUACGGCCAUGUGCGUCAUGCUCGAGAAGUACGGCUCGACCAUGCUGCUGCACCUCGGAUCGGUUGGCGACUCGCGCGCUGUGCUCUCGUCGCGUGGCCGUGCCAUCGAUCUUGCUCCUGUCCACACGCCGGCAUCUGAAGACGAAGUCACCCGCAUCCAGCGCGAGGGUGGGUUCCUCGCCCGUGGUAAGGUCAACGGCAUGGUCGCGGUCACACGCUCGCUCGGCGACCUCGUCAUGAAGUCCAUCAUCAUUUCGGAUCCAUUUACCCGCACCGAAGUCCUCACCGCCGACAAUGACUGCAUCGUUAUUGCCUGCGACGGCGUGUGGGACGUCAUCCAUCCUCAGUCAGCCAUCGAUACCUGCAUCCGCUCGCCCGAUGCAAAGUCGGCCGCGCAAGCCAUCCUCAAGGCUGCUCUCGAGCUCGGUUCCACCGACAACCUCUCGGUCAUCUGCGUCAAGCUAACUUGA